Adineta steineri is the source of this 2295-nucleotide messenger RNA. The record is from the annotation of a GenBank genome assembly. NCBI's taxonomy places the organism in Eukaryota, Metazoa, Rotifera, Eurotatoria, Adinetida, Adinetidae.
AUGUCAUCAAGGCGAUCAUCAAUAACAAACGACGAAGAUCAAAAAACAAUUUCAUUAAAAAAACGUUGGUUAGCACAUCAUCAUGAUGAUCAACAACAAGUUAAAAUAUCUUCGGAAUUAAAUCAAUUAAUACGUGAAUAUAAUUUUCAAGAUUGGCAAACAACAACAGUUCUUGUAGAAAAAAAUUCUAAUGAAUAUAUAUCUGGUAAAAUACAACAAAUUGGUUUAAAUGGUUAUUUAUCUAUUGAAACAAAUGAUGAAACUAUUGAUAUUAAUAUUUAUGAUAAUAUUUUUGGUAUUUUAUCUGAUAAUGCACCAUCAAUUCAAGAUUUAAUUGAAGGAAAAUUAAUUUUAUGUAAAAAUCAAUCAAAUCAACACAUUUAUCAAACAGCAAUUAUUACUGAGAAAACAAAAGAAGGAAAAUUUCAAAUUUUAUUUCACAAUCAGAAUGAAAGUUUAUGUGUACCAAGACAAGCUAUUAGAUUAUUUUUACCACCAUGGCAUGAUGAAUUUUCAAUUGAUUGGAAUGCAGCACUUUAUCAAACACGAUUAAUUCCUAUUAAUAAUACUCGAAAUGAUUUAUGUAUGAGUCCAUCAUGUGCAGAUAAUUCUUUAUCAAUAAAUUCAUCAAAUUCUCAAAGCAAUAUUUUAUUAAAUAGUUUAAAUGAAAAAACCUAUAGUAAAGGUGAUAUAAUAAUAACAGAUUCACAAAUUCGAAAACGAUAUAAUGGUAAACAAUGGCGUCGGCUUUGUUCACAUGAAAAUUGCCCGAAAGAAUCUCAACGAUUUGGUUAUUGUUCGCGACAUUUAUCACAAAAUGAUAAAAGACAAGAUAAUUCAUCAAAUCAUACAUCACCUUCGACAACACCAAUUCUUUCAUCAGAACAAUCAUCGAAAUUUUUUAAAGAAAAAUCUGCUCGUCGUCCAAUUAAUUCUUUUAUGUUAUUUUCUCAAGAAGAACGAGGAAAAAUUCAUUUAGAAAAUCCUCAUCGUGAUAAUCGAAAUGUAUCAAAAAUUUUAGGAGAAAAAUGGUAUUCAUUAUCACAUGAGCAACAACAACAAUAUAAAAUACGUGCCAAACAAAUCAAUGAACAAAAUAAUGAACAAUUAAGACGAUCAGCGAGAUUACAAUCAACGAAUAAAAAUAUUUCAUCAUCAUCAUCUCCUCCACCACCAGAUCCACUUCAGGCUUUUGCACAAAUUUGUACAAAUAUGCCUAAAUUAACUGAAUGUUUUUCACCAAUUACAAAACCAUCGCUAGAAAAUACUUCAACAAAAACAAAUGUUAUUACACCUGUUCCUAUUCAUGUGAAUUCAUCAUGCAAUAAUUCGGAGCAAUUACAAAUUAAUAAUUCAAAUGAUGAAAUGGAAAUUAGCAAUAAUGUUUCAUCAGCAUCAGAUAAAGUAUCAUAUUCAACUGAACAUUCAUUAUCAAAUUCACCUUGUCAAUUAUCUGAUACGGAAACUUGUCGAACUAUUUUUUCAUUAUAUAUUAAUCAACGUAAAGCAAAUUUAGAUCUUGAACAACAAUUACAACAUUUAAAAUCAUCGAAUAAAUUAAUUUCUUCGAAUGAACAUCAAACACAUUCAUUUAUAUCAUCAUGUUCAUCAUCAACAGGUUAUUCAAGUGGUUCAUCAAUUGAUGGAAGUAGUACAAUUCUAUCAGCUUUUAGUUCACGUUCAAAUAGUUCAUUAUCCGAACGAAGUAAAACAUCACCAAUAUCAUUUAAACCAAUAUUACCUAUGAAAUAUCAAAUUUCAACUGAUCAUAAUUUUAUUUCAAAAAAUUCAAUUUUACAAGAAGAGGAACAAACAAUUUCAGAUAAACCAUUGAAUAAACGACGAAAAAUAAUUACUUUCGAGGAUAAUCAAGGUCCAAGAACUCGAUCUCAAAGUAUAAGUGAACGUAAUGGAAUAAAUGAUUUAUCUUCAAUUGUAACACGUAAACGAAAAGCAUCUAUUGUUUGUGGACAAAAUCCAAGUGAUAUAAAACAACCAACGACUGAUUAUACGAAAAAAUUAGAUGAAAUGAAAAGUCAAUAUAUAAAAUCUAGUUCAACUCGACAUUCAACAAAUGAAUCAACAAAUAAAAUACAAUUAGCAUCAAGAUUAAAAGUUAUUGAAUUUCUUAAAAAUCAAUUGUAUCCGACUGAUUCAUCAAUAACAUCAUUUCAAUUAUUAAACGAAGAAUUAUUUCCAAAUAAACGUCUUCUUAUUCAACGUAUUAGAGAAAUUCGACAAAAAUUAAUGAGUUAUUUAAAUCAAGAAAAAAUUUCAUUAAAUUCAUCAUCUUAA